Molecule: messenger RNA, 713 nt
Organism: Oryzias latipes (Japanese medaka)
Lineage: Eukaryota; Metazoa; Chordata; Actinopteri; Beloniformes; Adrianichthyidae
Source: RefSeq, a predicted model, not a curated record
AGCUCACCCCAAACCUCAGCGCUUACCCGUCCCACACCGGUGCUGCUUUCCUUCACCCAUUCCACGGACCACAUCAUCAGCUGCCCUUCUCCCCACCAUGGUUACUGCCUGCCGCUUGGUGAGUCUCCUAGUGGUGCUGGUGGCUGCGGCGUGCGCGGUUCACGCACAGGAGCGGAUCAAGAUGUGUGGCAGAGACCUGAUCCGCCUGGCUGUGUCAUACUGUGGGAACCCACGAAACCGGAGGAGCCUCCCAGACGCAGACCUGGACCAACACAAAACCCUCUGGAGCCACGGCUCCUCCAGCGAGGAGCAGCAGACUCCGCAGACUCUCCAUCUUCAGUCUGACGGGGAGAAGCCCCCUCCCCGGACGGCGCCCCGCUGGUUCUCUCGAUCCUUCCGGAUAAGGCGAGCUGCUAAAAAAGUGUCUGACAUUUGUUGUGAGGAAGGCUGCAGCAUGAAAGAGCUGAUUCAGUUUUGUUAACAGUUUUCCAAAAUCCUUUCCUUUCUCUGAGAAAUCACACAAAACCUCCCAACAGUCAUCAUUGUGAUUUUUUUGAUUUAAUCUUCUGUUUGCAUGCAGUCCAAGAGAGAAAACCCUAAUGUGACCAGAAUUCAUUCAGACUAAAAACUAAGACUUUACUUUGUGUGUUGGUUUGAUUCCAUGAUUCCUGAAUGUCCAAUGAAAUGUAAUAAAGUUGAUGAUUACAACAGCA